AUUUAGUAAAAUGUCAACAAUUUGUGUUGAAUGUAUUUCAAAUCGUACGAAAUAAAACAAAUAAAUUCAAAAUUUGAACAAAAUACAAAAGGAAACAACUUGGACACAGGCCACGCGAGACACGGCAACAAUAACGGGAACAGCAACAACAACAACAGCAGGAGCAGGAGCUGGCGUUGCCAGAGGAGAACACUAGCAAGAGCAGGAGCUGGCGUUGCCAGAGAGUGCCAACUGUGGAUGUUUGCGUGCGUGCGUGCGUGCGUGUGCGUGCGUGUGCGUGUGUGUGUGUGCGCGCAUAUGGAGUGCGCGCGUCUAAGGAUCUAAAGUUUGGCAAUAGCUCAGCUUGCCGCUACCCUUAAUUUACCCAACCCCGCGCCAACAAACAGUUCAAGCAAUUGCGCCCCCCCCCCCCCAUUACCUGCUCCUCGCCCCUUUUGCCCUUGCAUUAAGAAGGAGCAUGAGCAUGUUCUUCAAUCGGAUGCCGCUGCUGAACUGCUUCAGCGGUCCAACCGAAAGCUGCGAGGAGCUGCUGCCACUGAGUGCCGCCAGCAGCAAGGAGCCGGUGAUCAUCAAUGUGUACGAUCUGUUCAAUAUCAAUGAGUAUGUGGUGCCGCUUGGCCUGGGCAUCUUUCACACGGGCGUGCAGGUCUAUGGCACGGAGUAUACAUAUGGCGGGCAUAGCUUCGCCAAUACGGGCAUCUUUGAGAUGCCGCCGCGCAGCGCCGAACAGGAGCUGGGCGAGCAUUUUCAUUAUCGGCAGAGCAUACAGCUGGGCCACACGCAGUUCACGCGCGACGAGGUGCAUCGCAUUGUCGAGCAACUGGGCUGGCAAUUUACGGGCAAUAGCUACCAUCUGACCAACAAUAAUUGCAAUCAUUUCUCGGACGCGAUGGCGCGCAUCUUGUGCGGCCGCCAGAUACCCGGCUGGAUCAAUCGGCUGGCCUAUUUCGUCGGCUGUGUGCCCUUCCUGGAGCGCUGCCUCCCACCCGAGUGGCUAACGCCGAUGUAAUCUUGGUCGGGGGAGGGGGGGGCGGUGCCUCGAUUGUGGGCGGAGACACGGGCACAGGAUGAGACAGAGACAACAGAGCCAGCCCGACGAUUAUUAUUAUUAUUAUUAUUUUGUUGUUUCGUUUCGGUUCGGGUUGGGUUGGGUUGGGCUGGGUUGGUGGGCAGCGCAUCCUGGCGGUGUUGAGCGCGUUUUUGUGUGUUGUUUUAACGAGUAUAUCGAUUGCCCUCAUUGGCCACACAUGUGUGCAUUUACAUAGUUAUUGAAAUACACUUGACGACAUACGCGAUAAAUUCAAUACCACCUACAUAUAUUGAUAGUCUAAAUCUAAUAAAUAGUACUCUCAGAAAUUUA
Molecule: messenger RNA, 1360 nt
Organism: Drosophila montana
Lineage: Eukaryota; Metazoa; Arthropoda; Insecta; Diptera; Drosophilidae
Product: deubiquitinase DESI2-like
Exons: 1
Coding region: 458-1009 (183 amino acids)
Biological process (GO): protein deubiquitination
Molecular function (GO): deubiquitinase activity
Source: RefSeq, a predicted model, not a curated record